GUAAGGCAUGGAUCGGUGCCUCAGGGAUCUUCUCUCACCGCUUGCAUCUUGACGAUCUCCAACUCUCCGCAUCUUUCUCCCUCCAAUUCGGUGGUCGUGUGCCAUAAUGGAGACCUGGCUAUAAACGAUGUCGGACCUCUCAGGUUCGCGAUCUCCGAUCCCUCCUCCUCCUCCACCUCCGCCACAAAAGUACUCGAAUCGUGCCGCCAAUGCCCUUGCUAGAUUCGCCCAACCUUUCUUCUUGGGCUCAAGACCACCUAGUCCCCAAAGCAGUCGUGCGGAUGGUCCCCGGUCGGUCAGAUCCAAAUCACUACCAGGAGAACCGCAGACUGUGACCCACAAAACAGGCAUAGCAAUCACGUCUUUGGACAUUUCGCCAGAACGGACACAUGCGGUUAUCGCAGGCAAGGAGAUCCUCAAAACCAUCCAGGUCUCCCCAGACCGCUCGUCAGAGGAAUUCAAUAUUCGAAAUGCAGUCAUUAGCUAUGCAUCUACCCACCACGACGUGGGCGUUUCGAUGCCACACAAGGACCAAUUGAAUGUGAAGGACGUAAAAUGGUCACAUGGGAACUAUGACCGGAUAAUCGCAACUGCAGUCGCAAAUGGUCGGAUUGUGGUUUACGACCUCCAGCGGCCCGGUCUCCAAUUAUGUCGUUUCCAUGGUCAUAAUCGCCAGGUGCACAGGCUUGCCUUCAACCCUCAUCUUCCUUCUUGGCUCCUGUCCGGCAGUCAAGAUGGCACAAUUCGGAUGUGGGAUCUGCGAUCCGCCUCUGCAAAUCGGGGAACUUCCACGUGCCCUAGCAAACAUUCGUAUCAGGGCAACAGCGAUGCCAUCCGGGACGUCCGGUGGUCGCCUAAUGAUGGGGUUAUAUUUGCGACUGCUUCAGACAGCGGCGCGAUCCAGAUGUGGGAUUAUCGAAAGGUCAACGCCCCACUGUUGAGGAUCGCCGCUCAUGAUCACCCAUGCUAUGCAGUCGACUGGCACCCCGACGGAAAGCAUAUUGUUAGUGGUGGCACGGAUCGCCAGGUAAAGGUCUGGGACUUUUCUUCAUCCGCAGAGCGGCGGCAGAAACCUGCAUUCCAGUUCCGGACGCCCCAGGCGGUCACAAACGUUCGAUGGAGGCCUCCUUCUUGGGUUGGUGAGUCUCCUGCCUCGGGAGAAUGGCAAUCGUCUCAAGUCGUCACGUCCUACGACAAAGAAGAUCCACGCAUUCACCUUUGGGAUCUCCGUCGCCCGCAUGUUCCAUUCCGCGAGUUCGAUCGGUACGAUGCACCCGCAUCGGAUCUGCUCUGGCGCUCCAAGGAUCUUUUGUGGACGGUCGGCGAGGCCGGGGCCUUUACCCAGACUGAUGUUCGGUAUGCGCCAACUGUGGUCAAUCGCCGACCGAUGUGCUCUGUGGCCUGGAGUCCCAAUGGCGAGUUUGUUGCGUUUAGUCAACAACGACCCAGGCGGCGUCCUCUGGGAGUCAAUGCCGCAGAAUUUCUACGGACCGAAGAAGACGACUAUAGCACUGGCGAGAGAUCACUAAGCCAGAGCCCUGCAGAUGACAUCUUUGACGAAGCCGUCUUGGCCACUUCCCUUCGGAAUCGACAUACCAAAUCGACCACGAUUCGAGCAUCCAAGUCUUUGGGCAGUACUCCGCCCGGAGCAGUGGAUUUCAUACCCGUGCUCCCUCUAGAACAAGCAUUGGCCAAGCUCGCAACCCCGGUGCCUAGUCAGGCGGGGAUCAUCACAAGUAUUCCGGGUGCUACAAACAACCCAGCAGUCUUUCGGUAUUUGGCAAGCCACUAUACACCGUUGAUGGAUGAGCAUAGUGAACAUAGAACGCAGACAGACGUCCUAAACACUUUGAUUGAAUCACUAGACCACAACGCUGAAUGUGCAGACGAGGUAUCCCUGGCCAGAUUGGCUCAGACUUGGAGAAUUGUCAAAUUCGCUAUUCUCGAAGAACUCCAACGUAGAGCUAGGGAUCAUCCAGCAAAAGGUGGUCCGAAAGACAGGUUAUCCAAGGAUGGAGGGUUGGUAGACAGGCCACGACCCGAUGAUGGUCGACAGGACAGAGUCAAAAGUCGGUUGUUCAAAGGGGUCAUGGAGGCGGUUCCCGAGGGUGAAAGCUCGUCGAAUAUGACCACCCCUCUUGCGCGCCCAUUGCCCGAUUCCCCGAAAGACUCCUGGUCGAGCACUGAUUCUCAAAUGCCCUCGUUGAGCGAUGGGGCGAUCGACCUUGACCCUCUCCCGCCAUCAGUUUUGAGUGACCAUAACGGUUGGGGUAUGUCGGAUCAUAUACCCUUGCCGCGUGGACGACUAUCAUCAACCGAUGAUACUCACUCAUCGAAGUAUCUAUGGGAUCCCACACAAGAAGACUUGGACAUGGAGCAACGGUCUGCGCCUCGGGCAAUUGCCGGCAAAGCAGAUUGGCGCCGUCACGGUCACUCAGACUUCCCUCAGGGAAAUUCCGAGGAUGACUAUGACCAAAAGCUGGAGGAUAAACGUGCAGCGAUUCGUGACUACAAGCAAUUUCCCAAGAAACCCUUGACUCUUGAAUCGCCAAUGGAGUCUAAUCGGCCGCCCCGUACCGACCGUUAUAGCCGGCAUGAUUCUUCGGAGAGUUUUCCCAUGUUCUCUACAUCUACCGACAGUUCACACCCCUCCAAGUCUAUUGGUGCGUCUUACUCGUCUACUGGACAUCUUGACGCAUCUAAAUCUCUGGAUGCUGGACAAUCUGCUUCAGCACUGAGAAGAGGAUCGAUUCUAGCCUCUACACGCGAGGAAUCUGAGGAUGAGAUCUUUGACCAUGUCGUCUCAGAGAAUGAUCAACUUCAUCUGGAGCGGCCACAGCAGCAAACUUCCCCACCAGAUGAUACACCCUACCUCGGCACCACGCCUUAUUCAACAAUGGGCGGUAUGUCGCGAGUGCAGAUCCCGCUCACGCCAGACGGAACAGACUUGAAACCGUGGGGUAUUGAAGCGAUUCUGAAAGAAUCAGUCCGAUAUUACCACAGCAGUAGCAGCUUAGUCGAUAUCCAGGCUGCCGCCCAUCUUCUCCAGAAGCUGCACGUUCUUUUCCGGGACUGCGAACAAAUUCUCCCGUACGAGGAAUGUGAAACGGUCUUCAAAACUUACAAUGAGCACCUGAUUCGGCACUCGAUGGACCUUGAGGCGGCAGAGCUCCGCCUAUUUUGUGUAUCAACAUAUCCUGCCGUCUAUGAAUACGCCCAGACAGAUUCAUUCAUCAACGUCUACUGCUACACGUGUCAACGACCCUUUGAAAAUCCCACCCAAGACAAUAGCCGCUGUUAUCGCUGCAGCACACCUCAGGCACCAUGCUCUAUUUGCGUGAGCCUUGAUCCACCCCCAGAAUGGGUUUUAGAGCAGCAAAAUCCAUCAAUCACUUCAUCAACCCUCACCAGUCCCGACCCAGACUCCGAGGCCACUUCAAACUAUUCCUCACAGUCCUCAUUUCCCACUGAACCCCUCCCAGAGUCGGAGAUCGAGAUGCUCGAGCCCUUCACUGUACCUCGGCCCAAAGGCUCCGCCCUCUGGACCUGGUGCCAAGGCUGCGGCCACGGCGGCCAUCUAGCCUGCAUCACUGCCUGGCUCGGCGACAUCUCAACCAGCGAAGGUGGCUGUGCCACCGCCGGCUGCUCGCAUGACUGCGGGCCUGGCCCACGUCGUGAAAUAAACCGCCAAGCCCUGCAGGCGGAGUCCAAGCGUCGCGAUUCUGCUAGUCGCUCCGCCGGUGUCGGGCUCGUUAAACGUGAUCCCUGGACCAAGGGUGAAAGUAAGGCCGUCGAGAAAGUCCGCGGCAUGUUGGGUGUCGCUGGCGUCGCCGCUGCCACUGGUGGCAGUGGUGCUGGCCCGAUCACUUCGACAAGCAAUACUUCCUCUCCGGCGCCGGUCUCACCCGGCGCCAUGUCGCCUAAGAGGGUGCGACUUGUUACCCCAAAUGAGCAAGAGAAGGAAAGUGUUGCCUCGGCUCGCACAGGUCCUCCUUCGAGGGACUGA
Messenger RNA from Penicillium verrucosum, 4006 nucleotides. RefSeq names its product WD repeat protein. The record is from RefSeq and is a predicted model, not a curated record. The coding region runs from base 128 to 4006 and encodes 1292 amino acids. Gene Ontology annotation, biological process: positive regulation of TOR signaling. The transcript has 3 exons. Gene Ontology annotation, molecular function: protein binding. NCBI's taxonomy places the organism in Eukaryota, Fungi, Ascomycota, Eurotiomycetes, Eurotiales, Aspergillaceae.